AUGAAUCCCACAAAAGCAUCACUUCUCAACUGAAAAACUAUAGGUUAUAUCCUUUCUUCUUACUCUAACUAGCCACAUUUGGGUGGUUAGGUGGUGUAAUUUUCUGACGAAAUGAGGCUUCAAGGUGGCGGCCCUACAAAGGGUCGUCAAUGUUUGCCAAGAAUAUUGACGGUGUUGGUUAUAUUGGUUGUUGCUAAUGUAGUGUCGGCUGACCCUUAUGUGUACUCUUCUCCACCACCUCCAACGUACGAGUACAAGUCACCACCGCCUCCUUCUCCUUCUCCACCACCACCAUAUGUGUACAAAUCUCCACCUCCUCCUUCACCUUCUCCCCCGCCUCCAUAUGUCUAUAAGUCACCUCCUCCUCCUUCUCCAUCUCCACCUCCACCAUAUGUGUAUACGUCUCCACCCCCGCCAUCACCAUCUCCACCACCACCCUAUGUGUAUAAGUCACCACCACCUCCCUCACCGUCUCCACCUCCACCCUAUGUGUAUAAGUCUCCUCCACCUCCAUCGCCAUCUCCACCUCCACCAUAUUAUUACAAAUCUCCUCCUCCACCAUCACCUUCACCACCACCUCCAUAUUACUACAAGUCUCCACCUCCACCUUCACCGUCACCUCCACCACCAUACUAUUACAAAUCUCCACCUCCUCCCUCACCGUCACCACCCCCGCCAUAUUACUACAAGUCUCCACCUCCUCCAUCACCUUCACCUCCACCACCAUACUAUUAUAAAUCUCCACCACCUCCUUCACCUUCUCCUCCACCACCUUAUUACUACAAGUCGCCACCUCCUCCAUCUCCAUCACCACCCCCACCAUACUAUUACAAGUCUCCACCACCACCAGUGAAGUCUCCCCCUCCACCAUAUUACUACUCCUCACCACCACCACCAAAGAAAUCACCUCCUCCGCCAUAUCUCUACACUUCCCCACCACCACCUGUUAAAUCACCACCUCCUCCAUACUACUACUCCUCACCACCACCACCCAAGAAAUCACCUCCUCCACCAUAUCACUACACUUCUCCACCACCACCUGUUAAGUCACCACCUCCUCCAUACUACUACAACUCUCCACCACCACCCAAAAAGUCACCUCCUCCACCAUAUCACUACACUUCUCCACCACCACCUGUUAAGUCACCUCCAACUCCAUACUACUACAAGUCUCCACCACCAUCAACUCAUUACUAUCCUCCACAUCAUCAAUUCGUGGUCAAAGUUGUCGGAAAAGUCUAUUGCUUUAGAUGUUAUGAUUGGAAGCACCCAAAAAUGUCUCACGACAAGAAACACCUGAAAGGGGCUGUUGUUGAAGUAACUUGCAAGGCUGGUGACAAGAAAAUUGUGAGUUAUGGUACCACUAAGAACAAUGGCAAAUUUAGCAUCACGGUUAAAGGAUUUGAAUACCGCAAAUAUGGAGCAAAGGCUUGCAAGGCUAAACUCCACUAUGCUCCUAAGGGUUCAAAGUGUAGCAUUCCUACGAACCUUCAUUGGGGAAUUAAGGGUGCUAACCUCAAAGUAAAGUCGAAGAAUAAAUAUGAAGUUGUUCUUUAUGCAAAACCAUUUGCUUAUGGCUCUAAGACACCUUAUGCCGAAUGCAAAAAGCCCAAGCCUACACCUGCUCCAUACUACUAUAAAUCUCCUCCACCUCCAUCACCGACUUAUGUCUAUAAGUCACCACCUCCCCCAACCCCGACAUACGUGUAUAAGUCUCCACCACCACCUGCUUACUAUUACAAAUCUCCACCACCACCAUCACCAAAAUUUUCAGACGAAAUGAGGCUUCAAGGUGGCGUCCCUACGAAGGGUCGUCAAUAUUUGCCAAGAAUAUUAACGGUGUUGGUUAUAUUGGUUGUUGCUAAUGUAGUGUCGGCAGAUCCGUAUGUAUACUCUUCUCCACCACCUCCGGUGUAUGAGUACAAAUCACCACCGCCUCCUUCUCCUUCUCCACCACCACCGUAUGUAUACAAAUCUCCACCUCCUCCAUCACCUUCUCCCCCGCCUCCAUAUGUUUAUAAGUCACCUCCUCCUCCUUCUCCAUCUCCACCUCCACCAUAUGUGUAUAAGUCUCCACCACCUCCCUCGCCGUCUCCACCUCCACCGUAUUACUACAAAUCUCCUCCUCCCCCAUCACCUUCACCACCACCUCCAUAUUACUACAAAUCUCCACCUCCACCUUCAUCAUCACCACCUCCACCAUAUUAUUAUAAGUCACCCCCGCCACCUUCUCCUUCACCUCCUCCACCAUACUAUUACAAAUCUCCACCACCUCCUUCACCUUCUCCUCCACCACCUUAUUACUACAAGUCGCCACCUCCUCCAUCUCCAUCACCACCACCACCAUACUACUACAAGUCUCCUCCACCACCCUCCCCAUCACCACCCCCACCAUACUAUUACAAGUCCCCACCACCACCGGCUAAAUCACCUCCUCCCCCGUACUAUUACAAUUCUCCUCCACCACCAGUGAAGUCUCCCCCUCCACCAUACUACUACUCUUCACCACCACCACCAAAGAAAUCACCUCCUCCACCGUAUCACUACACUUCUCCACCACCACCGGUUAAGUCACCACCUCCUCCGUACUACUACUCCUCGCCGCCGCCACCAAAGAAAUCACCUCCUCCACCAUAUUAUUAUAGUUCUCCACCACCACCUGUUAAGUCACCUCCGACUCCAUAUUACUAUAAGUCUCCACCACCACCACCAAAGAAGUCUUCUCCUCCACCAUACUACUAUACUUCACCGCCACCACCAACUCAUUACUAUCCUCCGCAUCAUCAAUUCGUGGUCAAAGUUGUUGGAAAAGUCUAUUGUUUUAGAUGUUAUGAUUGGAAGCAUCCAAAAAUGUCUCAUGGCAAGAAACACCUAAAAGGUGCUAUUGUUGAAGUGACUUGCAAGGCUGGUGACAAGGAAAUUAUAAGUUAUGGUACUACUAAGAUCAAUGGUAAAUUUAGUAUCACUGUUGAGGGAUUUGAAUAUCGCAAAUAUGGAGCAAAGGCUUGCAAGGCAAAACUCCACAAUGCUCCUAAGGAUUCAAAGUGUAGCAUUCCUACAAAUCUUCAUUGGGGAAUUAAGGGUGCUAACCUCAAAGUGAAGUCAAAGAAUAAAUAUGAAGUUGUUCUCUAUGCAAAACCAUUUGCUUAUGGCUCUAAGACACCCUACGCGAAAUGCAAAAAGCCCAAGCCUACACCUGCUCCGUAUUAUUAUAAGUCACCUCCACCGCCAUCACCAACUUAUGUUUAUAAGUCACCACCUCCUCCGACUCCGGCAUACGUUUACAAGUCUCCACCACCUCCAUCACCAAAACCUUCACCUAUAUACUAUUAUAAAUCACCACCACCUCCAUCACCAUCGCCUCCACCUCCUUACUAUUACAAAUCUCCACCACCACCAACUAAGUCUCCACCACCUCCUUAUUACUACAAGUCUCCACCUCCACCAUCACCAAAACCCGCACCGGUAUACUAUUAUAAAUCAUCCCCACCCCCAUCACCAUCACCACCCCCACCUUACUACUACAAGUCCCCACCACCACCAUCUCCUUCACCUCCUCCGCCAUACUACUAUAAGGCCCCACCACCACCAUCGCCAUCUCCUCCUCCACCAUACUACUACAAGUCCCCUCCUCCCCCAUCACCUUCUCCUCCUCCACCAUACUACUAUAAGUCACCACCACCACCGUCACCAUCUCCCCCACCACCCUACUACUACAAGUCUCCACCACCACCAUCGCCAUCUCCUCCACCACCA
Molecule: messenger RNA, 3756 nt
Organism: Solanum lycopersicum (tomato)
Lineage: Eukaryota; Viridiplantae; Streptophyta; Magnoliopsida; Solanales; Solanaceae
Source: RefSeq, a predicted model, not a curated record